This is a messenger RNA of Linum trigynum, 3775 nucleotides long. The record is from the annotation of a GenBank genome assembly. NCBI's taxonomy places the organism in Eukaryota, Viridiplantae, Streptophyta, Magnoliopsida, Malpighiales, Linaceae.
UGUCACCGGAAAAUCUCUCUCUCUCUCUCUGGCCGCACAAAUCACUCUCUCUCUCUCUGGCCGCACAGAUCAAUAGAUGGGGGAUUAAAAAUCCCACCCCUCUCUCUGUAGCCGCACAAAUCAAUGGAUGGGGGGAUUAAAAAUCCCAUCCCUCUCCACCGAUAAUGAAGUCUAUUGAUCCUAUUCUCCACGGAUGAUAAGUCCGUUAAGCAUCGAUUUGGGCCAAUUUAUUUUUGAAUGACAUUUUCGUAAUUUCUUGGGGGACGAAAGGCCAUUUUCUUUGGAUAUUGAAGGCUACAGAUCACGGAUUUGGCCUGAGGCUAUUGUCCAAUGAUGAUUGAGUCCAUUAAGCACCGAUUUGGGAGGAUUUAUUCCGGGUCAAUUUUUGGCAGAUUCCAAAGGGGUACCAUCAUAGAUUUCUGGCGAUUUAUUCGAAAUGCCAUUUUCUUUCGAUUCUGGAGGCUACAGAUCAAGGAAUCAGAACGAGGCUAUUCUCCACCGAUAAUGAAGCCUAUUGAUCCUAUUCUCCACGGAUGAAAAGUCCGUUAAGCAUCGAUUUGGGCCAAUUUAUUUUCGAAUGGCAUUUUCGUAAUUUCUUGGGCGACGAAAGGCCAUUUUCUUUAGAUAUUGAAGGCUACAGAUCACGGAUUCGGCUUGAGGCUAUUCUCCAACGAUGAUUGAGUCCAUUAAGCACCGAUUUGGGCGGAUUUAUUCCGGGUCAAUUUUCGGCAAAUUCCAAAGGGGUACCAUCACAGAUUUCGGGAGAUUUAUCCGAAAUGCCAUUUUCUUUCGUUUUUGGAGGCUACAGAUAACGGAAUCAGGCAAAGGCUAUUCUCCAUCGAUAAUGAAGUCUAUUGAUCCUAUUCUCCACGGAUGAUAAGUCCAUUAAGCAUCGAUUUGGGCCGAUUUAUUUACGAAUACAUUUUCGUAAUUUCUUGGGCGACGAAAGGCCAUUUUCUUUGGAUAUUGAAGGCUACAGAUCACGGAGUCGGCCUGAGGCUAUUCUCCAACGAUGAUUGAGUCCAUUAAGCACCGAUUUGGGCGGAUUUAUUUUGGGUCAAUUUUUGGCAGAUUCCAAAGGGGUACCAUCACAAAUUUCGGGCGAUUUAUCCGAAAUGCCCUUUUCUUUCGAUUCUGGAGGCUACAGAUCACGGAAUCAGGCCGAGGCUAUUCUCCACCGAUAAUGAAGUCUAUUGAUCCUAUUCUCCACGGAUGAUAAGUCCGUUAAGCAUCGAUUUGGGCCAAUUUAUUUUUGAAUGACAUUUUCGUAAUUUCUUGGGCGACGAAAGGCCAUUUUCUUUGGAUAUUGAAGGCUACAGAUCACGUAUUCGGCCUGAGGCUAUUCUCCAACGAUGAUUGAGUCCAUUAAGCACCGAUUUGGGCGGAUUUAUUCCUGGUCAAUUUUUGGCAGAUUCCAAAGGGGUACCAUCACAUGUUUUGGGCGAUUUAUCCGAAAUGCCAUUUUCUUUCGAUUCUGGAUGCUACAGAUCAUGGAAUCAGGUCGAGGCUAUUCUCCACCGAUAAUGAAGUCGAUUGAUCCUAUUCUCCAAGGAUGAUAAGUCCGUUAAGCAUCGAUUUGGGCCAAUUUAUUUUCGAAUGGCAUUUUCGUAAUUUCUUGGGCAACGAAAGGCCAUUUUCUUAGGAUAUUGAAUGCUACAGAUCACGGAUUCGGCCUGAGGCUAUUCUCCAACGAUGAUUGAGUCCAUUAAGCACCAAUUUGGGCGGAUUUAUUCCGGGUCAAUUUUUGGCAGAUUCCAAAGGGGUACCAUCACAGAUUUCGGGCGAUUUAUCCGAAAUGCCAUUUUCUUUCUAUUAUGGAGGCUACAGAUCACGGAAGCAGGGCAAGGCUAUUCUCCACCGAUAAUGAAGUCUAUUGAUCCUAUUCUCCACGGAUGAUGAGUCCGUUAAGCAUCGAUUUGGGCCAAUUUAUUUUCGAAUGGCAUUUUCGUAAUUUCUUGGGCGACUAAAUGUCAUUUUCUUUGGAUAUUGAAGGCUACAGAUCACGGAUUCGGCCUGAGGCUAUUCUCCAACGAUGAUUGAUUCCAUUAAGCACCUAUUUGGGCGGAUUUAUUCCCGGUCAAUUUUUGGCAAAUUCCAAAGGGGUACCAUCACAUAUUUUGGGCGAUUUAUCCGAAAUGCCAUUUUCUUUCGAUUCUGGAUGCUACAGAUCACAGAAUCAGGUCGAGACUAUUCUCCUCCGAUAAUGAAGUCGAUUGAUCCUAUUCUCGAAUGAUGAUAAGUCCGUUAAGCAUCGAUUUGGGCCAAUUUAUUUUCGAAUGGCAUUUUUGUAAUUUCUUGGGCAACGAAAGGCCAUUUUCUUAGGAUAUUGAAUGCUACAGAUCACGGAUUCGGCCUGAGGCUAUUCUCCAACGAUGAUUGAGUCCAUUAAGCACCAAUUUGGGCGGAUUUAUUCCGGGUCAAUUUUUGGCAGAUUCCAAAGGGGUACCAUCAUAGAUUUCAGGCGAUUUAUCCGAAAAGCCAUUUUCUUUCGAUUAUGGAUGCUAGAGAUCACGGAAUCAGGCCGAGGCUAUUCUCCGCCGAUAAUGAAGUCGAUUGAUCCUAUUCUCCAACGAUGAUUGAGUCCAUUAAGCACCGAUUUGGGCGGAUUUAUUCCGGGUCAAUUUUUGGCAGAUUCCAAAGGGGUACCAUUACAGAUUUCGGGCGAUUUAUCCGAAAUGCCAAUUUCUUUCGAUUCUGGAGGCUAGGGGUAGCUAUACGGUCCGGUUAAAUUGGACCAAAUUGAUCCGUUCCCAGUCUGGUUUUUUCGGGAAUAUAAGGACCAAAGAUUGGAUUGGAUACAACCUAGUCUUGUUCUCGUCCUGUCUUGACCCGGUUCGGUCCCAAUUUUAUCUUGAUUUUAGGUGUUGGGGGUCUCGUAUCCGGUCUUUAUCCAGUUUUUUACCUCAAAUCUAAGCCCGAAUAUGAGAUUGCAUUCUUUGCAAUCCGGUCCCAGCCGGUCCCAAUCCGGGUUAUGCGGUCCGGUUUCGGGUAAAACCAAACAGUCCGGGACCAAAUAGCCAGCCCUACUGGAGGCUACAGAUCACGGAAUCAAGCCGAGGCUAUUCUCCAUCGAUAAUGAGGUCUAUUGAUCCUAUUCUCCACGGAUGAUAAGUCCGUUAAGCAUCGAUUUGGGACAAUUUAUUUUCGAAUGGCAUUUUUCGUAAUUUCUUGAGCGACGAAAGGCCAUUUUCUUUGGAUAUUGAAGGCUACAGAUCACGGAUUCGCCCUGAGGCUAUUCUCCAACGAUGAUUGAGUCCAUUAAGCACCGAUUUGGGCGGAUUUAUUCCGGGUCAAUUUUUGGUAGAUUCCAAAGGGGUACCAUCACAGAUUUCGGGGGAUUUAUCCGAAAUGCCAUUUUCUUUCGAUUCUGGAAGCUACAGAUCACGGAAUCAGGGCGAGGCUAUUCUCCACCGUUAAUGAAGUCUAUUGACCCUAUUCUCCACGGAUGAUAAGUCCGUUAAGCAUCGAUUUGGGCCAAUUUAUUUUCGAAUGACAUUUUCGUAAUUUUUUGGGCGACGAAAGGCCAUUUUCUUUGGAUAUUGAAGGUUACAGAUCACGGAUUCGGCCUGAGGCUAUUCUCCAACGAUGAUUGAGUCCAUUAAGCACCGAUUUGGGCGGAUUUAUUUCGGGUGAAUUUUUGGCAGAUUCCAAAAGGGUACCAUCAAAGAUUUCGGGCGAUUUAUCCGAAAUGCCAUUUUCUUUCGAUUCUGGAGGGUACAGAUCACGGAAUCAGGCCGAGGCUAUUCUCCACCGAUAAUGAAGUCUAUUGAUCCUA